Colias croceus (clouded yellow) is the source of this 1263-nucleotide messenger RNA. Its product is annotated as serine protease inhibitor dipetalogastin-like. Gene Ontology annotation, molecular function: serine-type endopeptidase inhibitor activity; protein binding. The coding region runs from base 247 to 1179 and encodes 310 amino acids. The transcript has 6 exons. The record is from RefSeq and is a predicted model, not a curated record. NCBI's taxonomy places the organism in Eukaryota, Metazoa, Arthropoda, Insecta, Lepidoptera, Pieridae.
CCUACAUUUUCUUUGACAAGACCUUCGGUCUUUCUACAAAUUUAAUUUAGAUAUCCUAUUGUGACUCAGUUAAUAUACGCCUUAGUAUCCGGUAAGGUAGACGCGAGGUAAAUUUUAUAUAACAACUCGCGUAUCACCGUGGCCGUGGGUCAUUUUGUUAACUAGCUCUGUCGUGAUGUGUUAUCUCGAAAUAAUAAACUAAUGAGUUUAAAAUUGUGACUUGAAAAAAUAUUUUAUAUAUCACCAAUGGAUUUCAAGAUACUAUUUUUUGUUUUGACGGUAUGCCAUCAAACACUUUCAUACCACCGACAUUGGCGAAAUUCAAAUAACGGGUAUCAGGAUUAUGAUUAUCCAUUCAAUCAGGAUAAGGGCACGGUGGUUUUCCCGGAUUCAAGUGAAGAAGAUUAUCCACGAUGGAACGUCUUUCCGACGACUACUAGAAGGCCAUAUAUAAACAAUAUACAAUCCUGCAUAUCCACAUGUCGUGCCUCAUCACAAUACAGGCCCGUAUGUGGCACCAAUAGCGUCACAUACCAGAAUAUCGAUCGCUUGCGGUGUGCAAUGAAAUGUGGAGUCGAUGUUCAACUUAAAUACAGGUAUGCCUGCGGUCAAUUUAGUAGCACAGAAAGGCCAACAAACAAUGGGAAUAAUUUACAGGCUUGUAUGAACGAAUGUCCGACAACUUCGGAAUACAACCCUGUAUGUGGUACGGAUAAUGUUACGUACAAUAAUAUUGGUAAAUUAUAUUGUGCUAAGCGAUGCGGUUCUGAUGUGGAUAUCAAAAGAAAGUUGCCAUGUCCCAAACCCACAACACAAGCUCCAACGGAACCACCCAAUAAUUCUGUAGAAAAUGUACAAAGUUGCACAGCAACUUGUCCAGUGACAUCAGAGUACAAUCCUGUCUGUGGCACCAAUGGCGUCACUUACAAUAAUGAAGGACAGUUAGAAUGCGCAAAAUCGUGUGGUGUCGACGUUUCUCUACGAGGUCGCACGGCAUGUUUCUUGUUAACAACUUCAUCACCAACCGCCGGUGAUGUGCCGUUCCCAGACAUGACAACAAAAUCAACUUCAUUCACCAUCCCUCAAGACAUUUUAAAUAGCAUUUUCACAAAAACCCCAGAUGAUGACGAUAAUGUGGAACCCCAAAUCGAUCCUAGAUUUGAAUCUAAUUCUUCUUAAGGAUUAUAAACAUGUUAAUACUAUAGUCAUUAUACCUAUGUAUAUAGAAUUAUAUUAUAAGUCAGAAUAAAUAAUUUUAGUGUA